GCAAAAUUUGGCAUUUCGCCGGAAACAACUAAGAGACUACAGAGCAUCGGAGUUGAAAGCUUUUUUGAAGUUCAGGCAAAGACAUAUAAGCAUAUCAUAAACAAGGAGGACGUCAUCACUCUCGCAAGUUGGUUUUAUUGAAAUGAUUUUGACAUUUGUUAGAAACCGGUUCAGGGAAGACCCUUGCCUUCUCCAUACCUCUCGUUGAAAUUCUGCAAUCUGAAAAUGUGCCCGCUAUUCGUGGCAGGGCACCACGCGCUCUUAUUCUGGCGCCCACGCGCGAAUUGGCUAGUCAAAUUGCUACUGUCAUUGAUUCCAUAUCAUCCGACCAGUUGUCGGUCCUCGCAGUCUAUGGUGGAGUCCCUUAUCAGUCUCAAAGUAGGUUUAUUUUAUUUCAUAUUGAAGCGUAGCCCGUGCCCUAAAACAUGGCGUGGAUGUUAUUGUGGGUGCCCCCGGCCGUGUGAUUGACCUAUUAGAAAGCCAAAGGUUAAACCUCCAAUCUGUCCGUCUUAUUGUCUUGGACGAAGUGGAUAGAAUGCUCGAUAUGGGUUUCAGUGCUGACGUUGAAAAAAUACUAGCCGGCCUGUACGACGAAGAAAAGUCUUCUAAGCCCCAGACUUUGCUGUUUUCCGCAACCCUUCCGAACUGGGUUUCUCAGAUAGCACAAAAGUACGUUUCCAAGAACGCACAUCGCGUUACUCUAGUUAGCGAUAAGGAGGCCCGUACUGUGGAUACUGUUCAGGUAACCGUUGUGUUUCCUACAUUCCCUUAG
Spirometra erinaceieuropaei is the source of this 772-nucleotide messenger RNA. Lineage: Eukaryota; Metazoa; Platyhelminthes; Cestoda; Diphyllobothriidea; Diphyllobothriidae. The record is from the annotation of a GenBank genome assembly.